AUGUCCAUUGCAAGAUGUACACUUAGUAAGAUACGUGAGUGGGUUCUAGUUAUCUUAGCCCCUGAGGUUACCUUCCUGCGAGCGACCGGUCAGCUCGCAGAGGCGAGAAAUUUGCAGAAAAUCUGCAACAAGGCACAGAAAACACGAGACACGGAAUCAUCAGAGCCAAAACUAUGGCUAUCACAACGGGCUAGGCCGCUUGAACAAGUCCAAGACUUAGAUCACGUGGAUCUACAUCCUGUCCACACCGAAUGGACGCUCCGUCAAUGCUUCUGUGUCAUCGCUGGCGGACUAGUGUUGCAGACACAGGAUCAAUGGAUCUACACAAUACAGCCCCACAAAAUAGAACCUCUCAUCCAGGCCGGUAUGGUCCACUGUUCAGACUUUCGAGACCAGGAUAUCGAAGAUCGAGCGAAAGCAGACUCGUUUGCGAAGUUCUUUACCGUCCUUCAAAGCACCUGGUUUUUAUGCAACGUCAUCACAAGAUGGGCGUACGAUCUACCGGUAUCCCCCAUCGAAUUGUCAACUCUUGCCUAUGUGAGCUGUGCUAUUUUAAUAUAUGGGGUAUGGUGGUAUAAGCCCAAAGACAUGGGCACGUCUAUCGCAGUUAAUCUACGAUGUAACCGUGAUGAUAUACCUAUUGAGGUACGCAAUAUGAUAGAGGAUAAUUCCACCGGAUGGGUUCAUGUGCGUGCUCUCGUCAACGAGGAUAACUGGGUGUCUGUCUUCUGGAAGACCGUUCGAACGCCUUUCUUACGCAGAGAUAUUGAACGUCUCGAGACAAUCAAUGAGGGAGGUGGUAAUGAUCUUCUCAAAGAGCCAUUUGAAAUCUUUAUCUUUGAUGUGAUAUGCAGUCUCACUGCUCUUCUUUACUGCGGGAUUCAUGUGGCCGCGUAA
Molecule: messenger RNA, 897 nt
Organism: Penicillium mononematosum
Lineage: Eukaryota; Fungi; Ascomycota; Eurotiomycetes; Eurotiales; Aspergillaceae
Exons: 1
Coding region: 1-897 (298 amino acids)
Source: RefSeq, a predicted model, not a curated record